AUGUCCCUGUUUAGAGUCAGGGAAUUCUGGACUGCUCAAAGUGAAGAUGGGGAAUAUUUCGACCAGAAUUCGUUGAUAACGACAACUUUGAACAGUGAUAGUGAUUUCGUUAUUACCGGUAGUCACAGUGGCGUCUUGAGGAUUUUCAAACCUUCCACUGAGUUAGAAGAAAAUAAUGUGGGUGGUUUUAGUGCGACAGACUUGUUGCUCGAAAAAAUAUUUGAUGAUCCAAUUUUACAAGUAGGCUGUGGUCGCCUGGUGUCGGGAUCGCAAAACUUACAACUAGCUGUCCUUCACCCAAGAGCGUUGUGUAUUUACGCACUCAAAUCAAAAGAGGGUGUUACAGAUCACGGUACUCAGAAUGACUUGGAACAUCUCUACGAACAUAGCCUUAGGAGAUCUGCAGCGAAUUUUACAAUAGGUCCGUUUGGAGGUACCCAGAACAGAGAUUUUAUCUGUGUCCAGUCUUUAGAUGGAAUGCUCAAUUUCUUUGAGCAAGAGAACGUCGCUUCCUGCUGUUUUAUACCAGAUUUCCUCCUACCAGGUCCAAUUGCCUACGUGAGCAAGACUGAUGACUUUGUGACGAGUAGUUCUAACUGGUGCAUAGUAUCAUACAAAUACAAAUCGCUAUCUGAGGCAGGGGAAAAAUUUGACCCAAAAGUUAACUCAACGCGAAAAAUCAAUUGUGACUGGAGCUACAAUCUGGGCGAAUCAGUGGUAGAUAUAGUUGUGAUAGAAGAUUUUAUGAACAAAGAAGCGUGGAUAAUGGUUUUGGGUGAAAGAAAUCUGUUCUGCUUGAACAGUAAAGGAAAUGCUAAAUUCAUGAAACGACUAGAUUACUCACCAAUUUGUUUUAACGUAUAUGUCAUCAACGACAACAUUUUUUCUAUAGUGAUAUCCGAAACUAGUACCCUGUUAGUAUACGAAAAUACCACGUUGAAGUGGUCUGCCCAACUGCCAUUUUUACCCAUCUCAAUAAGAAGAGCGUUCCUAAAAGCAAUAAAGGGGGCUCUAGUUCUAUUGUCAGAAGAAGGUAGGCUAGAAUGCUGUUACCUAGGCACAGAACCGAGUUUAUUUGUUGCACCACCUAUAGCUUCGAAGGAAAUAGAUUUUGAAAAGGCCGAGGAGGAACUUAAUAAUUUGAAUAGGAUCAUUAAAAGAUCAUAUGUAAAUGAUCUGAAAUUAUCUAAAACUGGUGCAGAUAAAGAACUAACCAUGGAGCUUAAAGUGAACCCUGAUUUGGUACCAUGCACUUUUGACAGUAACAUAAAAGACAGCGAAAAUCACCAGAUGUGUACAGUUACCGUUGAUAUUUUUCCUCAUACAGUCUAUGAAGAGGUACAAAUUUCCGUUUUGGUUCAAAACCCUUUAACAGCGGUACCCCAAGUGCAGCUAUAUACUAAUUUAUCAGAAAAAACUUCAUUCACUUACUACGUUUUCCUUAACGAGGUGUGCGAGGUCCCCAGUUUAAAUAUCGAAGUUGUAGCUACGGCUGUAUCGAGCCUAGGAGUACCAAGAACACUGUUUAAGACAUCAGCUUUGCCCGUCAAUUUAGUGUAUCAGUUGUGCAAGCCCCAGAAGGACAAUUCUCAUAGAAUUACAAUAAGCAUAAAUCAGAGUCCAGUAUCCUUGGCUACCUUGUUCCCAGAGUAUGUUGACGGAGAAACGUUCAGCCAAUCAAGCAGCGUAAUUGGCUUUAAUAACGUCACAGGCGCGGGAAGUCCUGUCACAAUUUUACUAGCUAAAUCAUCAGGGAGAUACCGUUUACAAGCGGAUUCAUUUGCCUCGUUAAGCUUGCUUACUGAAUUGAUGAUUAUUCGCCUAAAAACACAUUAUUCGGACAACGGCGAAUUCCAUGUUUUCUAUAACUCUUCGUUGCCUGCUAACGAUGUAAUUUUGUACGUAAAUAACCAUUUCAAGAGAAGGCAGCGAGUUAACCAGCUACAAGACAACCUGUGUCAGCUUAGUGCUCAGUUCCGUAUAGUCCAGAAGAGGUUAAUAGCAAAGUUUAAAGUGAAAAAUCCCACUCCGUUAACAAAUCUGGAAAUAUUGUUGCAAGACACCUAUACGGAAAUAAUGAAUGCCACAGAACAACUAGAAUAUGCUUGUAAUGAGUUAACAAAAGCCCAAGUGGAACUGUCAUGCGCCUUAAAUAUAGUACAGAAUCUACUAACAAUAAUGGACAUUGACCAAGAACUGAGAGAGCUCCUGGUAUCGACAUUCUGCAGCAGCGUUCACGAUAUGGAUUCACAAGGUUGGGAGGAUGCUAUGGAUACUUCAUUGUGUUACCUUCUUCGAACUGUUUUGGCAAAGUCGGAAAAGGACAAGUUAAGGUCAGCCAGCACUGCUAUAGAAGAAGUGAAGGAUGUUACUAAGCUGGAAAGACACUUGGUGCAGGUUUUUGAAAGAAUACCCAAAAAAUCAAAGGGACAAGAACAGGAGUUCAUUGCAGACGAUGAAGCGAAUGCAACAGAGAAACAAUCGGAAGUACCACUAGAGGAAUCGAGGCCGAUUGGAAGUCAAUUUGGCGAAUCCAGUUCGCGGUUACUUUCAGCAAGGAAAAGUUUACUUAGAAGGAGGCACAAACAAGACAGUUAAGCUGCUCAAAAAAAGUAUUGACUUAUCAGUCGUGUGGCCAAUGAUACUGUGUAAAUAUCUCCCCUGCGAGUUUCUUUCAAUUACGAGAAUAUCUAGGUUAACAUUAUCGCUUUUGUAGCGGUUUAGGGCGUGACACUUUCUUCGGAGGAA
Molecule: messenger RNA, 2748 nt
Organism: Anoplophora glabripennis (Asian longhorned beetle)
Lineage: Eukaryota; Metazoa; Arthropoda; Insecta; Coleoptera; Cerambycidae
Gene: BBS9
Product: protein PTHB1
Exons: 10
Coding region: 1-2598 (865 amino acids)
Biological process (GO): cilium assembly
Cellular component (GO): membrane; BBSome
Source: RefSeq, a predicted model, not a curated record